This is a messenger RNA of Sinocyclocheilus rhinocerous, 953 nucleotides long. RefSeq names its product proliferation associated nuclear element (gene pane1). The transcript is spliced from 3 exons. Lineage: Eukaryota; Metazoa; Chordata; Actinopteri; Cypriniformes; Cyprinidae. The record is from RefSeq and is a predicted model, not a curated record. The coding region runs from base 1 to 426 and encodes 141 amino acids.
AUGUGUUUCAGGCGUUUGGCCAGAAAACUCCCUCUGCCCGUUGAGAACAAGGAAACCCGUCCUCGCAUUGAUUUAAUAGUGUUUAUAGUGAAUCUGCUGUCAGAGCGCAGUCUGCAGUCAGUGGAAAGCUCUCUCGCCCAUCUGCACUCAGACUGCUUCCUGGGGAAAGUGUGUUUCUUGGUCACUGAUGGUGAGUUGAGAGCCACUUUCAACAAUUGUAAAUGUGCGCACACUCAUUUUUGCAGAUGUGUGUUACGGCGCGUUACUCUCUCUGUCUCUCAGACGGCAGAUGGCGUGAAUGCAGCAGCCGUGCGGCUCCAGAACAUCUUGACGGUGUCGGCGGGAAUGUCGCCCAUAGCAACCACCGCCCUCUAUCUGUCCUCUCUGACCCGCUGCUCGGUGACCUCUGACCUUGAAGAGGACUGACCUCCAAUAGGAUCAAUUAAGAACUACAUUAAGACUUGAUUCAUUACUUUGAAUUUCCACACAGGUAACACAAGUUGCAGAUAAUCACACUGGACUGCAGAUUAGUUCACUGUUAUUUUCACAUCACUGUCCAUGAAAUGUACCUUGCCAUGGGACUUUAUUAAAUACUGUGUGUUUUCAUGGCUGCCCAACGUUCAUAUUCAGCUCUUGUAAUGAAUUAACACAUCCAAAUCAGCAGGGGGAGCCAUUGGGUAGCGAAGGAAUCGCUUAGAACAUAUUCCCCAAAUAAUUAUCCUUUUACAAUAUUUAUAAAUACAAUAAUUGAAUUUUUAUUGAAAUGAAUUUCAUUUCUUACAUAUAUUUACUACAAUACUAGUAAAAAGUUUGGAUGUACUUGGUGAGCUUACUAUUAUUAUUAUUAUUAUUAUUAAUAUUCCCAUGUUUUCCCAGUUUUAAUGGCUUAACUAUUGUUAUAAAAUAAAAAAGAAUGAGUAAAUAAGUCAGAAAUUGACUGGUACUGAACCUAU